CACUUUGAAAAAUGGCGGCCCACGUUGGGUCUCUGCCAACCAGUCUAAAUCCCAGCGAUGCCGGGACCGGGACGGAGACCGGACCCGUCAAUCUCGAUUCCUGGAAACUUCUCCCAUUUUUGCCAACAAUGGACACGUUGUCUGUGCUCUUAUUCGCUUGGGUGUUAUUCGGCGUUGUCGUUUACGUCCUUGGGAACUAUGUGUCCAAUCGCUAUCUUAGUUCACAACAGAAGAAUGAGAGGAAGGAUUCGCAACGCAGAGAACCUACGAUUGAGAAUGUGAUUCAUAAGGCUAGUGUGCAAUCUGGAGAUAAGCGAGUUCUUAGUGAAGCACUUUCAAGAAGCCCUCAAGUCACACCUCAAGUGCCCAGCAGUGAACAACUCCUGUCUAAGACUUACUUGACAUCCAUUGAAGUGGGGAAGGAUAAUGCCAAUCAUGGACAGAUCCCAGGCAGUGAGAAUCACGUGGUAUUCCAUGUGGACCAUCCAGUUGCUAUGGGACCUGACCCUGAAAGCAUCAAGUGGAUCAAUGAUGUUUUGAGGUGGCUUUACACACCCAAGCAACUAGGUGGACUAGGUCAUAAAGCUGUGAAAGAUAUAUUUAACAUAUGGAUCACCACCUUACGAGAUUUUACCCGAAAGAAUUGCACAGAGGAGGCAUUUCAGUAUCUACACUUUGUGGACUUUUCCUAUAACCCUUCUGAUCCAGGGACAAUAAUUGAGGUUGAGGCCUCUGAAAUUCCAUAUCCUGCUCCCAAACUCUCCAACAUUUUCAUUGACAAUGGACCUCUUGAUAAUCUUACAGUCACAGGUGAUUAUGAAUCCAUUGGAAGUUUAACAGCAAAGUUGCAUCGUGGAAACGAAGUCAAAUCAUUUGAUGUCCAUGUGAAAAAGCUCAGAGGAAGAUUGAACAUUGCCUGCAUAACCGAAGAAUUGUUUGCUGUAGCCAAGUUUGAUGGGUGGCCCGAAGUUCAAGUAGAAGUUACUCCAACAGAUGACAGAGAUAGAGCACUGUCUGAUCUAGUAUGUGAUGUGGUGAAGUCAGCCCUGCGAAGUGCUGUUGUGGACCUCAGUCUCAACACAUAUCCAGAUUUUCCACGGUUUGUCAGGACACAGGUUCAUUCCCAGACCAAGUCACAUGUCCAAAUGCAUGAUGACGGGAUGAAGCAGUUACAUGGUCAGCUUCUUGUGAAAGUGGUGAAGGCAAGUGGCCUUGGAGCUAAUAGAGAAUGCAAUGAACCAUACUGCACUAUAGAGCUGGAUGAUCCUCCUCAAAAGUUUGCAACAUCUUCCAAAAAGGAAACAUCAAGUCCCUUCUGGGAUGAGAGUUUUCUCUUUGACUUGAGCCUAUCAGCUUGCGAGAUCUUGUUUGAAAUCUUCGACCGAGGAAAGACAGGAGGUGGGAAUGAAGCUUUUCUUGGUCUUGGGAUUGUUGGAAUAGAUGAGUUACGGGCUACUCCAAGCCAACGACAGAUCAUUCCUCUUCAGAGUCGACCAUAUGAAAAGGAUGAAGUUUCUGGAUCUCUCACAGUUGAAUUCCUGUUUGUGGAUGACACUGGAAUUGUAGACUUCUCAGGAGUAGCCAAGAAGUUUACUCAGACUGUGAAGCAGAAGGGCCCAGGAGGUUCACUGCAGACCAAAACCAUCACUACUUAUACUCCCUCUGAACAAUUAGAUCCUGUUGAGAGUGGUGUGGAAUCUGGCAUAGCAUCAGUUGCCAUUCAAGAGCUACAGUUGAAGAAGCCAUCAGCUGAGCUCACUCCAAAGCAGAGCACACUCAUUAUCCAUUCUGUACAGCGUGAUAAAGAACAUGGAAAUAAGAAAACAGGAGUUGAGGGUUCUGUUGACUCCAAGGAAGAAGAAGAUGCAGCAGAUCGAGGGAGGAAAAGGAAGAAACGAGAUUUCUUUGGAUCCUUGCGGAGGCGUUGGCGGAGUAAGAGUCGCUCCAAGUCAGUUGAGGCAGGAAAGAGUUGCCCAGAACAGGCUCCUACAUCUGUAUCAGCGGCUGCUAGUCGUGAGGGUUCCAUGUUCCGCUCUAUUUCCAUGGAGAGAGCCACAUCUGUUCCCAUACCUGAUAACUUUCUGCAACCUGGUGUGAACCAAGAAGAUAGCACUCGAUCCAGCUUGAGUGAGAUAUCUGGGAUUAGCAAUUCAUCCAAUCGCACUUAUGUCUCUGAAGCCUCUACCCUUGUACUGGAAGUGAUCGAAAAUGGACUGAAGAAGUACUAUCUGAUACCACUGAACAUAGCUCAGAGCAAUCGGUGGAAGAAAAAAGGAACAAAACUUCACAUCUACAAUGAUCAUUCUUUUGUGGCAAAGCAUUUGCCUGGGUCUACAGUAUGUCAAGUGUGUGAGAAGCCCCUGGGAAGGCGACUUGGAAAACAAGGCUAUGAGUGUCGUGAUUGUGGCUUGUGCUGUCAUAAGCCUUGUCAUGUACGAACAGAAUCUCAUUGUCCCUCCAGUCAAGUCCAAUCUAUGGAGCUUGAGAUCUAUUCUGAUCAGGAGCGACGAAUAGUGAAGAUGAAGAGUGUGGGGUAGUGAAAUCCUGCCUUCAGAAUCAUCACUUCUUCAGAUGCACUAGAUUGGGUUUCUGCCUUCACCAAAACAAGCUUUUCAUAAAAGAAUUAUUUACCCAUUUCCUAUGUUAGCCUAAUGUUACUGCCCUUAAUGUUCUAUCCUUUUUUUGUCAGUCAGUUGUUACAAAUUUAGCAUUGAUUGAAGUGCACUGCUUUAAUAGUCUCUCUACUUAGUCACCUACCAGAGGAAAAGAUCCCCAUGUUAAAUCAUUCUGGUGCUUCUCAUCCCCCUCAGUUCAAACUGGAAAAUUCAAACUGCUCUUGUUUCUGAGUGUCAUUAUCUUUAUUUGUUACACUUUUGUGAAAUUGAUUUUUUCACUGUCCUCAAUGGAGCAAGGGGCUUCCAUUCUUGACUGAAUCAUCAUGUGGUACGUUUUAAGGCAUGCAUCUAUCUUAUAUGUCAUCUGGUAUCAUUUAUUGUCGAAUGUAUGCAAAUGUUUGCCAUCAGUCUUAUGCACCCAAGUGCCGUUGUAGUGUCAUAUUUUUCUUCCAAAGAUUCUUCAUCUUUGUAUGGGUCUUUCCUUUCAGUAGUGGGAACUGGAUAGAGGAGGAACCUCACGGUUUCCCAUUACUGGCUGUCAGAUGUACUCUACAGUGCCCAGUCAAGGGUUGUGUUCAAUUAGCUUUAUGGGUUAUUUGGGUGUUUUUUCAUCCUCCAAAUAUUGAUUUUAUUUAAAUAGUAUUUAUUUUACAGAAUGAUGCUUUAGCACAUCCUAUUUAUUAUCUUGUGCUCUAAUUAAUUAAUGACUUUACAGGAAGGGUAGUUCUGAUAUAUCAGCAACAGAACAUGAUUGUGAUAAAAGAAGAGCAGUUCAGAUAUAUAGAAAUAGAUUUUAUCUCAAAAUACUCAAUUCCUGUGCUUUCUCCACCUUCUGCAUUGAAGUGCAAGUUUAGUUUGUACUGUAUCAUUAAAACAAUAUUUUACCACCGAACACCAAACAUUCUUUCGCUGUGUGUACUGUAUUUUGAAGUGUGUGCCUGUUUUCUGAGAGUGACUGUAGAAUAAUUGAUGAAUCCAUCAUCCAGCAAUCAUCAAUGGGCUUGUGGUGAUGGUGACAUGAAGAGCGUCCCAUUGGCCUGUGUGCCUAUGUUUCAAUCUCAGCUCACCUUAUUGCCCUUUGUCUUUUUGUGAGAAUAAAAAUCAGCAUCUGUGAUCCCAA
Darwinula stevensoni is the source of this 3735-nucleotide messenger RNA. The record is from the annotation of a GenBank genome assembly. NCBI's taxonomy places the organism in Eukaryota, Metazoa, Arthropoda, Ostracoda, Podocopida, Darwinulidae.